AGUGAUAUGAACUCUACUAUACUUAUACAAUUACAGAUUUGGUUUUUUUUUUGUUUGUAACAAACAUACACUUGCCGUAUAUAUAAAAUGUCAUCAAUUCAAUAUUUAUUCUGUAAAAAUUUUGCGAUGAUCUGUGUAUAGCGAUUUUUCUUUUAUUUUUCGUCGUCUUAUCAGCAAUAGCUCGCAAAAAAGUAAAACAACAAAAAAGAAUCAUAAAACACGAAAAAAUCUGCUGCUAACAACCAGUUUGUGAGAAUCAUUUCAGCCAAAAAGUGCUACGAAUGUGCGUGUUACGACACUAUAAACCUAACAAAAAAAAUGAGAUUCAAAAUGUUAAAAACUUAUUUGUGAAUUUCUUGAAGUGCAUCAAUGAUGACGAACUUAAAUGAACGAUUCAUUAGCAUUACUUUGAGCCAAAACAGUUAAAAAUCAGGAUCAUAAUUCUACAUUGAAGAAGUGGUGUUAAAAUUGGGUGUGUUUUACAGUUUGAAUAUUAACGGUGAUAAUACAGAAACGGUUUUUCGAUAAAAUUGAGAAUUUUCGUGACAACCGAAAUACGGAAAAAUGAAUAUUGGCGGUGCAAGCAGCACUGAACGACCCGACAAUCCAGUGGAAGAGGCGUCAUUCAUAUCAAAAUGUUCAUUCUGGUGGCUGAAAGAUCUAUUUAAACUUGGAUUGUCACGACCGAUUGAGGAACAGGACAUUUACAAAACACUGAAAGCACACGAAAGUAAAAAGUUAUCGGAAAACUUUGCAGCAUUAUGGACCGAAGAACAGAAGAAAGAGAAACCGAGUCUGUUUCGAGUGAUGCGAAAAAUGUACGCAAAGAAGAUUAUUGGAAUCGGAAUGUUUUUCUCAUUUGUUGACUCACUGUCCAGGGUAAUACAGCCGCAAUGCCUAGGUGGUUUGGUUACAUACUUUACACCAUCCGAAACGGAACUCAUCAGCAGAAACGAUGCUUAUUUAUAUGCAGCCGGCAUCGUUCUAUGUUCGUUGAUAUCAAUAACCGUUUUUCAUCCAUUCAUUUUGUAUGCCUUCCAAUUGGGUAUGCGAAUACGUUUAACAUGCUGUUCGCUUAUUUAUAAAAAGGCUUUAAAAUUAACCAAAUCCGUAUCCAUUGACGGUUUAAAUGGUCAAGUAAUAAAUCUAAUGUCAAACGAUGUGGCUCGUUUCGAUGUAACAAUGGGUUUUGUGCAUGACUUAUGGAAAGGGCCAAUCGAACUGGGACUUCUCGGAUAUUUUAUAUAUCGUGAAAUUGGCUUCUACGGUUGGAUUGGAAUCGGAUUUUUACUGUGCUUCAUACCGUUACAAACAUGGAUUGGAAAGCGUGCGGCCACUUAUCGUAUGAGAACAGCUAAGCGAACGGACCGACGAGUUCGUAUAAUGAACGAAAUAAUACAGGGCAUUCAGGUGAUCAAAAUGUAUACGUGGGAGAAAUCAUUUGCAAAGGUCGUCGAUAAGAUUCGAAAGAAAGAAAUAAACGGCAUACGUGGAACAUUAUUUAUACGUGGAACGUUACUUUCAUUCAACAUUGUGUCUCGAUUUUCGAUAUUUAUUAGUCUCGUCAGUUACGUUUAUUUUGGCAAUAUAAUCACAGCACGGAAGGUGUUCAUCAUAACGUCAUAUUUUAAUUUCUUAUAUAGUUCAGUAUUACAUUUUUGGCCAUUGGCUGUGUCCUCUAUGGCUGAAGUUUUCGUAUCGAUAAAACGGGUCGAACAGUUUUUAUUGUUGCCGGAAGACAAAACGGCGAUGUGUAAAAAUCGAGCACCUGAUGACGAUGACAGUGAGUUGGAAAAGUUGUUGAAAGUUAAAUUGAGCAAUGGACACGAUGCAAAAGUAAAUGGUGAACUGAUUGAAAAUGUGAAAAAUAUACGAAUAACGAAUGGACAUGGCAAUAUAUGCCGUCGUAUUGUGGUGGAAAGUUCGAAUAUAAAGGGGAUAACGUUCGUGAACGCAACGGCUCGAUGGUUACGUGAAACUAGUGGAUCUAAUAUAGGCAUUGAAAAUGUAACGCUCGAUAUUCAAUCCGGUCAACUCUGUUCCAUCGUCGGUGUUGUCGGCUCGGGAAAGUCGACGUUACUGCAAACAAUUCUUGGUGAAUUGGAAUUAGAUGAGGGAAGCUUAAUUGUGAACGGAUCCAUUAGUUAUGCGCCGCAAGAGCCGUGGCUCUUUGAAGGGACAAUCCGGCAAAAUAUUUUAUUUAAUUCGGACUACAAUGAGAAACGAUAUAAAGAAGUGUUGAAAGUGUGUGCAUUGCAACGUGACCUUGAACUAUUCCCGCACGGCGAUGCGACGAUUGUGGGAGAACGGGGCGUAAGUUUGAGUGGUGGUCAACGGGCCAGAGUAAAUCUUGCUCGGGCUAUUUAUCGAACAGCUGACAUUUAUUUACUUGAUGACCCGUUAUCGGCGGUUGACACGCAUGUCGGCAAACACAUUUUUGAGAAAUGCAUUAUGGACUUUUUGAAGGAUAAAGUUUGCGUGCUAGUAACACAUCAACUGCAAUAUUUGAAGGACGUUAAGCUUGCCGUUCUAAUGAGUAUGGGACGGAUAGCAGCUCAAGGCACAUACAACGAUCUGAAACAAUCGAGAAACCAUUCGCUACUUUGGCUUGGUACGGAUGAAGAGAAGGACGGAAUGGAUGAGAAUUUAGCCGAUGAGAUUGUGGAUAAAACCGUCAAAAUCAAGCCGAAAGAACAAGAUAAUAAUAAAGAAACUCAAAUAAUUGGAUCUGUCGGAUUUCGUGUAUACAAAUCCUAUUUUAAGUCUGUCAAUAGCGUAAUCCUACUCAUUUUGGUAGGAGCUUUAUUCAUAGGUGGCCAAACGGCCAUUAGUAAUGUCGAUCUGUACGUCUCAAAGUGGGUCAUCUGGGAAGAUCAACUGCGAUUAAACGAUCACAAUAAUUCAGAUGUGCCACAAAAUUUGUCUCCUAAUUACGAAUCCUCGGACACAGUAGUAACAGACAGACUAGCCGAGGGCAAUGCAUCGAUCCCGAUUGCCGAGAGCAUGGAGUUCAUUUGGGAGGAACGUCACAAAUACAUUUACUACUACUCCGUUUCAAUGUUGAUUGUGUUGUACUUGGUGUUUCAACGAUCGUUUGCUUUCUUCCAAAUGUGUCUGAUGGCUUCACGAAACCUGCAUGACAAAUUGUUUCGCGGCAUAACGAGAGCAACAAUGUACUUUUUCAAUACCAAUCCAUCAGGUCGAAUUUUAAAUCGUUUUUCAAAGGACAUCGGCAGUAUUGACACAACAUUGCCUGUUGCGCUAAUGGAUUGUUUAUUGUUUUUCUUGGAACUAUUUGCCAUAAUAAUUCUCGUAUUACUGGUAAAUUAUUGGUUACUGUUGCCAACAUUUAUUAUGUCAAUCCUAUUUUAUGCGCUUCGACAUGUAUAUGUGAACACGGCCAGAUGUAUAAAACGUGUAGAGGCAUUAACUCGCAGCCCAAUAUUUUCACAUGCUAAUGCAACUCUACAAGGACUUUCAACAAUUAGAGCGUUCAAAGCCCAACAAAUCCUUUCGAACGAAUUCGAUACACACCAAGACUUGAGCACGAGCUCUUGGUAUUUAUUUCUGGCAUCAACACGAGCAUUUGCGCUAUGGUUGGAACUUGUUUGUGUACUGUAUAUGGCAACUGUAAUCCUAAGCUUUCUGUUAUUGGGAAAUGAUACAUUAGGUGGAAAUGUUGGUCUAGCUAUAACACAAAUUUUCAAUUUAAUUAUAAUGUGCCAAUGGGGUAUGCGACAGACAGCUGAAUUGGAAAAUCAAAUGACCUCAGUUGAACGAGUUAUCGAAUAUACCGACCUAAAAUCAGAGCCGGCAUUGGAAUCGGUCGAAAAAUAUCGGCCGCCCGAAAAAUGGCCCGAAUGUGGAAUCAUUCAGUUCGAUGGACUGUCCAUGAAAUAUUCGGAGAACAGUAAUACCGUUUUAAAGGAUGUCACUUUAAGAAUUGAAUCGAGAGAGAAAAUUGGUGUUGUUGGACGUACAGGUGCAGGGAAAAGUUCCAUAAUUCAGGCGUUGUUCCGUCUGGCUGUGAACGAUGGCCUUAUAACAAUCGAUGGCGUUGACAUCGCUUCGAUGGGCUUACAUGACUUGAGGAGUAAAAUAUCGAUUAUACCACAAGAUCCGAUUUUGUUUUCGGGUAACAUGCGAAAUAAUUUGGAUCCAUUCGAAGAGAAAACGGAUGACGAGAUUUGGAAUGCAUUAGCUCAGGUCGAAUUGAAACAAGUUAUAAGCCUACUACCAGGUGGUCUGGAUUGCAAAAUGUCAGAUGGUGGCUCAAAUUUUAGCAUGGGGCAACGACAAUUGGUUUGCCUUGCACGCGCCAUUUUACGUAACAAUAAAAUCUUAGUGCUUGACGAGGCAACUUCUAAUGUUGACGCAGAAACUGACAAUUUCAUUCAAACGACAAUUCGUACCAAAUUCUCUGACUGCACCGUUAUAACGAUUGCACAUCGUUUGCACACAGUAAUGGAUAGCGAUAGAGUAUUGGUUAUGGAUGCAGGCAAAGUGGUUGAAUACGGUCAUCCGUACGAUUUACUGAAAUCGUCUGGUGGCUUUCUGAGAAAAUUGGUGGAUCAAACUGGUAACGCAACAGCAAUGCAUUUAAUGCAAAUGGCUGAACAGAGUUAUAAGAAGAUAACGGAGCUGUAAAUUUUUAAAUUUAUUUAUUGAACGAUGGCUGAAUAGCAGCCCGUUUAAUUGCAUACUAUUCCAGAGAUUUUAGUUGAAAUUUUCGAUUUUAAUUUUAAGUAAAGGCGCAUUUAAACUGACUGGUAGCUUACUUUGUAACGUUAACUACACACUCACAAGGGAGAAGAAAUGAAAACUUAAAAAUCGAACACUCAAUUCCAUUCGUAAGAUUAAUAUAUUUAAAACACAGAAUCGAGACUCAAUUCCAUUUUAUACACACAAAAAUACUCAGAAAAUAUAAGAGCAGAAAACUUUUAGUUUUAUAAAUGAAAA
Messenger RNA from Bradysia coprophila, 4959 nucleotides. Its product is annotated as ATP-binding cassette sub-family C member 4-like. Gene Ontology annotation, molecular function: ATP binding; ABC-type transporter activity; ATP hydrolysis activity. Gene Ontology annotation, biological process: transmembrane transport. Gene Ontology annotation, cellular component: membrane. Lineage: Eukaryota; Metazoa; Arthropoda; Insecta; Diptera; Sciaridae. The record is from RefSeq and is a predicted model, not a curated record.